CGGGGCUGCGGAGCCGCCGGGACCCCUCCGCCCGGCCGGGCUCAAGAUGCAGUAAAGUUGGGAGAAGGAUUCAGAUGUAAAACUACAGCCUGACCAUGCACUGAUGAGGAAACAGCCCCAUGUACUGACUCCCACUCUCACAACCCUGUGCCUGAUUUGAAGUGACAGUGAGCGGAAGCAUAAGGUAUCUCUCAUUCUGUUUGGACUCCUUGUUUACAGAAGAGUGAUGGAGAUGCUAUUAAGCACAAAAGGCAUCACCAUAUGCCUGUUUUUCUUUGUAUUGAGUUUGGCAGCAGCUAUUGAAAUACCAUUAUCAGUUUCCCAGCUUCCAACCAUCACGGAGCAAUCCCACACCCAGGUUGCCUACCCUUUUGACGAGGACUUCACCAUUAAAUGUGAAGCCAGAGGAAACCCCCAGCCCACCUUUAACUGGACUAAGGAUGGAAAACCCUUUAAUUUAUCAUCUGACCCGAGGAUAGUUACAUCUAACAACUCUGGAACUUUUGUGAUCCAAAACCGGGGAAUCAUCAACAAUUUCCAAGGGAAAUAUCGCUGCUUUGCCUCCAACGUGCUGGGAACUGCCAUGUCAGAGGAAAUUGAGCUGAUUGUUCCAAGUGUACCAAAAUUCCCCAAAGAAAAAAUUGAGCCUCUGGAUGUGGAGCAUGGGGAUUCUGUGAUCCUGCACUGCAACCCCCCAAAAGGCAUCCCACCUUUGCAUAUUUACUGGAUGAAUAUUGAUUUGCAGCACAUCCCACAGGAUGAGAGGGUCUCCAUGAGCCUGAAGGGAGAUCUCUACUUUGCCAACGUGGAGGAGAGUGACAGCAGGAGUGACUACUGCUGCUUUGCAGCCUUCCCGAGGCUCAGGACCAUCGUGCAGAAGAUGCCGAUGACGCUGAAGGUUUCCCGCUUAAAGCAUGCUAAUGACUCAGGCUCACCUAACGCUGCUGUUACCAAGGCAAAUUUUAUCAAGGAAAGGAAGCCCAAACUGCUGAUCCCUCCUGAAUCUGCUGGCAGUAGCUCAUCAGUCACUGUCAUCAAGGGAGGUGUCCUGCUCCUCGAGUGUAUUGCUGAAGGGCUCCCAACUCCUCAUCUCAGCUGGGUCAAGGUCACGGGAAAUAUGCCCAAGGAUGAGCCAGAGACAGAGAAUUUUGGGAAGAUGCUGAAGAUUGACCAAGUGACAGCAGCUGAUGAGGGGACGUACCAGUGCACAGCCAGCAACCCCAUGGGCAGGGCCAGGCACGAGUUCCACGUGCGUGUGGAAGAGCCUCCCCAGUGGCUGAAGAAGCCCGAAGGUGGGGUCUACAGCGUGGGGGCAAACCUGGUGCUGCUGUGCGAGGCCAUCGGGAACCCCGAGCCCAGCAUCCAGUGGAAGCUCAACGGGAUGCCCAUCGAUGGCAGGACCUUCCGAGGGAGAAUCUCCACCAGGGAGAUCAGCCUGACCAACCUGCAGCUGCAGGACAGCGCCGUGUUCCAGUGCGAGGCCACCAACAAGCACGGCACCAUCCUGGCCAGCGCCAACGUCAACGUCCUCAAUAUUGCCCCCCUGAUACUGACCCCAGAUGAGGAAAACUACGCCACGGUCGUGGGUUACAGCGCCUUCCUGCACUGCGAUAUCUUUGCCUCACCUGCAGCAGAUGUCAGAUGGACUAAGGAUGACAGCAUAGAGCCCCUGUCAACAUUUCGCUACGAGUUAAACAAGAACGGCACCCUGGAGAUCAGGGAUGCAAAAAAGGAGGAUUCGGGGUCCUAUGCCUGCUGGGCUGCAAAUUCUGUGGGGAAAAGAGCAAUCACUGCUAAUCUGGAUAUAAGAGAUGCUACAAAACUUGUUGUUACUCCGAAGAACCCCCGAGUGCUGAAAUCACAUUCCAUUUUAUUGAAAUGCCAGGCUGAGUAUGAUUCCCACUUGAAACACAGUUUUAAAUUAUCCUGGAGGAAGGAUGGAGAUGAGCUGCCAGUCAACAGCACGGAAGGUGGCAGGAUAAUUCUGGACAGGGAUACCCUGUUCAUCUCCAGUGUGCUCCUGGAGGAUCAGGGGGUUUACAGGUGUGUGGCCAGCACUGCCCUGGACUCUGCUGAGGCUGAGACACAGCUGAUCGUUCUGGAUGUUCCUGACCCACCAGAAGACCUCCAGCUCUCAGAAAACCAAAACCGGAGCGUUCGACUCUCCUGGAAAGCUGGGGCCAGCCAUAACAGCCCUGUUAAUGAGUCAAUUAUAGAGUUUGAAGAGAACCGCUGGGAGCCGGAGAGGUGGCAGGAGCUCAGCAGAGUGCCAGGGAACGUCACCACAGCCCUGCUGUCCCUGGCCCCGUAUGUGAAUUACCAGUUCCGUGUGGUGUCCGUCAACGCCGUGGGCAGGAGCCAGCCUAGCACACCAUCCCUGCGCUAUGCGACCCCUCCAGCUGCUCCAGAUAAAAACCCAGAGAAUAUCCGAGUUGAAGCUUCUGAACCCAAUGAAAUGGUGAUGAAAUGGGAGCCACUGAAGCCCACGGAGAGGAACGGGCCGGGGCUGGAGUACAAGGUCAGCUGGAGGCAGCGGGGUGUGGAGACCGACUGGAACGAGGAGCUGGUGAAGAAGCACUCCCUGAGCGUGCGGAACGUGCCCACCUUCGUGCCCUACGAGAUCAAAGUCCAGGCCGUGAAUAAUUUGGGAUCUGGCCCGGAACCAAACAUCACCAUUGGAUAUUCAGGAGAGGACGUUCCAGAUGCUGCUCCUUCGGGCGUGUCAGUGGAGGUUGUGAACAGCACCCUGGUCCAAGUCUUCUGGUUUGGGAUACCGAGGGACAGAGUUCGUGGGCACUUAAGAGGCUACAAGGUCAGCUGGUGGAAAACAAGAAGCAUGCUGGAUGGAAAGAGGCAUCACCCAGAGAAACAUUUCCUGACGUUUGUAGGAGACAGGAACUCUGGAAUGAUUCCUGGCCUGGAGCCCUUCAGUGAAUUCCACUUGACAGUUUUGGCUUUCAACUCCAGAGGAGAUGGCCCUGAGAGCUCCCCUGUGGUGUUUGAGACUCCAGAAGGAGUCCCUGAACAGCCACGUUUUCUCAGGAUCCUGAACUUUGACAAGGACUCAGUCACUCUGUCCUGGGGACUUCCCAAGAAAGCCAAUGGCCACCUCACUGGCUACAUUCUGCAGUACCAGAUAAUCAACGAGACGCAUGAGGUGGGCGCCGUGAGCAACGUGAGCGUGGCCAACCGCUCGGCGCUGAGCUGGCGCCUGGCGGGGCUCAGCCCCAGCACCAAGUACAAGUUCUACAUCAAAGCCUGCACGGCCAAGGGCUGCGGGAAGGUGGCCACCGAGGAGGGGCUGACGCUGGCCCAAGGCAGUAAAGGCAGCGGCAGGAUUUCAGACGCAGUAAAGCCCACCCCAAAGUUUCAGCCCAGCGAGGCCCUUGAGCCUGGCGCUGAGUACACAAUCCGCCUAGUGACUAAGAACUGGGUGGAUAACAAUAGCAUUUUUGAAGAUGUAAUUGAGACCAGGGGGAGAGCCUACGCUGGCAUCUACGAGGGGAUUUCCACCCAGGGCUGGUUCAUCGGGCUGAUGUGCGCCAUCGCCUUGCUCACCCUGCUGCUGCUGACAAUUUGCUUUGUCAGAAGAAAUAAAGGAGGCAAAUAUUCAGUGAAAGAAAAAGAAGAUUUGCAUCCAGAUCCCGAAGCUCAAUCAAUAAAAGAUGAAAUCUUUGGGGAAUAUAGUGACAGCGAUGAAAAGCCGCUGAAAGGCAGCCUCCAGUCACUUAACGGGGACAUUAAAGCCACUGGAAGUGCUGAUAGUCUGGUAGAUUAUGGAGAAGGGGAGCAUGGCAUGUUCAAUGAAGAUGGUUCAUUUAUUGGAGCUUAUUCUGGAUCUAAGGAGAAAGGAUCAGUGGAAAGCACUGGGAGUUCUACGGCGACUUUUCCUCUGCACGCCUAAAACGAUUGUGUUUAAUUGUGGUGUUCAUCCUGGCUAGCUCCACAGUUACUCUUGUGCUGGGGAGCAGGGUGCCACUUGAGCCAGUCAGGAGAAUCCUGAUAUCCAGGUAAUAAAAAAACGAGUCACUGCCACUAAAAGAUGAUUUUUUUCCAUCCUAAUUUCUAUGUGUUUUCUUCUCAAUAAAAUGGAGUAAUUCUUUCUUUUCUACACGAUGUGUUAGUCUGAGCAAACCAGAGUUUGCUCUGGUGGUACAUCUGUGUCCUUGCCUGCUGCUCCAGGUGUUUCUUAGGCUUGGAAUAUGUUUCUCUGUGUAGUAUUUUUGCCCUGUAUGGGUGUUGUCACAGGUGUGUGUGUAAAAUUCCCUCAUGGCCUUGGUUAUAACGUCACCAACAAAACCAGGUUACUCUGCAAAGCGACAUAACAAGGAAUAUUACAAUUUAAAAUACCAGAGAAAUAUAUUCUAUAUAUUGUAUAAUUUUUUUUCCUAAAGAAUUAAACCCCUUUGUGUAUGAUAUUAAAAAAAAAAUGUUUUAGUGGUUACAGCUGACUUCCAUUACCAAUAUUUAGAAAUGCAGCUUUACCCACAGGAGAGUGUGGGUGAAGCUGCUGCCCAGUAGCUGGCACUAUUUCCUUAAAUAAGUUAAGCUGCAGCUCUUUCCUGUGGCAAGGCAAAACAGGGUUCCCAUCCACCAUCACUCGAAAGAUUUUUAAUUUUUCCCAGCUGCAAGCUGCAUUUCUAAGCAAACUCUUUGGUGUCUGUCUCAUAUCUGUAUAUUUGUGAGCUAGCCAACAUUUCAUGGAGGCGUUGUACAUAUGAUAUUAAUAUUGACACAAGUCCAGAGCAGCCUGGUUUUAUUUUGAACUGAGACAUGUUGCUAGCAUGGGUCUGUAUAGCUGUGUAGGAAUGAGUAGAUUUGCUUCUCAAUAUGGAUUUGGACCAGCAAAAUUAGUUUUGAGGAGGAGUUGUGUGUAUAGGAAUCAUCCAAACCUCUCACCUUUCAAGCAGCAUCUAAACUAGACCUACCUGAAUUUCAAGAGUUCAUUUCUUUUCAACCUAAUCACUGUUAAAUAAACAAAAAGCAAAAGCAAAGAGAAAAUAUUAUAGUAGAGUUUGUUUUCCUAUUUUGUUGACUGAAUGCUGGUUUCAAUCUGGUUCUUUGCCUCUCCAACACUAACUCAGCCGAGCUGUACAGCACAUUUUUUUGGUCUUUUUGUAUUGGAAUCUCCUGAAUCUCUUUUUAACAGCAUUUGUAUUUUUGAAUCUGCUUGUUUGAGUAGAGCAUCAACAUGGCUUCGUUUCUUCUGACACUCCCACUAUAAAAGUUUUUCAGUAGUUCCUGCAGGGGAGGAAUAGAUCCUAAAAGCUGUUUGGCAUCCUGAUAGCAAUUAGGCAAAUAUCCCCAAAUGGCUCCCCCAUGAUUUCAGUGGAAUAAAGAGAGGAAGCAAGAAUUACUCACGUGGUUCUGAGUUUCCAGCAAGGGCUACAGUUAAGCCCAGGGAAAUGCAGAUUUUUCCCAGUGGAAGGGCUGUGGAUCCCACACAGCUCCCCCAGGCUGGGGCUGCUCCUCAGAGCUUGGCAGUUUCUGGAAGCCUUUGGUGCUCAAGCUUCUGCUUAUCUGUGCCUCUUUUUGGGGUUUUAAUUAGAGCUUUUAAGGGCUUUUUAUGUAACCUCUAUUUAGGAAAAGCAAACCCCAAACAGCCACCCCAAAAGCCCCAUUCAGACUAUGAAUAUAAAACAGUGAGUGGAAAUCUGCCCUCAAUCAAAAAUUAUCCCAUCCCAUAGCAGUGACCCACAUUAUUCACUUUUUAUUACUUACAAAGUCCUAUUUUCUGUACUUCACUCAAUCGAAACACUGAAAAGGUCCAAAAGUCUUUUAGGUAUUUUUUGGGGAAAAAAAAGUAAUUUUCCAAAGAAGGGAGUUAGAGAAUUAGAAUUAGAGAAAUGUGAAAAUUGGCAUCUCAUCAACAGAGACAUUUCCCAGCAGCAUCUUUAUCUGCUGACUCGUGUCUGCUGCAGCCCAAGCCAGAUAAAAUCUAAGAACUGAUUAGGCUUGUGACAACUUACUGCUUGCUUUGGGCUGCUUUUAAUGUGUUUCCUUUGGGAAUCAUCUGCAGGGAUCAAAGCUCUUUGAAAAUUAGGGAAUAAAAUGGGGGUGGGCUCCCCUAAAUCCUCACUUUGGGCUGGAGGGGCUGUGCCUGAACACACCCAUCACGUUUUCCUGUGGAGCACUGCAGAUAAACCAGACCCCUCAUCCCAGAAAAUGCCUCUGUUAAACAAUAUUCAAUUCCUUUGUUCAAUUUCAGACCGUAUUAGUGAGUGUCAAAUGAUCCAAUAAUGGAUAUAAAUCCCCCGUGCAGCUCCUGCUCUUUCGCUGCUAAGAGGUGUUUGUGAUGUGCUGCUUUUGUCCACUCAGAUUUUAAUUCACAGCCUUAAAUCUUUGUGUUGGUGUUCCACGAUGCCUCAGGACCUAAAAAUCAAACAGGGAGGAAAAGAUGUGCAAUGGAACCUGGAUUUUUGAACACGGGUUUUGAGGAAGAUGCCCAGUGAAUAUUUAACAAGAGGCUUAAACUCCCAGGAAAUCUCACUCACCUGAGCUUUUUCCUCUUCCCCAGUCACUUAUUUUCCUUUUUCUCCUGCACUGUGAUUUUUUUCUGCUGUGAAGGUACCCUGGAAAGUGCAGGUUAGUGAUGGUUUUUUAGAGAUUUUUGUUUUCAAAAUUAAAUUAACAGAGCAAGCUGAGGUUUUCCUGGGGAGUUUUUUGUCAUUGCAGGGAGCUGGGCUGUGUUUUUGUCUUGAUCUGUGCUGGGUGAGAGGAAAUGUGACCAUGUAGCUCAGAAAAAGAGUCACCAACUGCUCUGCAGUUACAGAUCUUCCUGAGUUGGAAGGGAUCCACAGGGUCAUCACAAUCCAGCUUCUGACCCUGCACAGGACAGCUCCAAAAAUCACACCCUAUUCUGAAAUAGUGCAUUGAACAUUAAAUCUUUGCAUUGGUUUGUUUGGGACUUUUUGGAUUUUUUUUUUUUUUUUCUUUCUCUGGCCAGGAGUGUUUAUUAAAAUCAGCUCCUGGAAAUCCGUGGGGAUUCCAUUAAUUAACACCUAGCAGGGAAUUCCAGCCUGCCUGCUGGGAGGAGGGAGUCCAGCCAUGGGAGCAGAACAGGGAAUUAGGAAUUAUCCCAUCCCAGGCUGUGGUUGGGUCCCUUUGGUUCUGACACAUUUUGCCUCAGAAGAAGUGUGAGAGGGGAAAUGGCACUUUCAGACUUGAUAUCCAAGGCAAGCCAGGAUGUAAUUCCACCCAUCAGGGAGGAGGCAUUUCCCUGGCCCCACAGAUCCAGGUUGGGGGAUUUAAGAAGCCUCUGGAAGAAGAGAGAGAGGGCUCUUGCUGAAACAGUUGUGCAGUUUUGAUCGUGCAUAACAUUAAACAAAUAAAAUCAACUCUUCUUAAAUAAUGGGAAGAAAACCCCUCUCUCCUUUCUUCCAAGGAAGCUGUUUGGAUUCCCAGAGCAGAAUAAUACUGAUAAUUUUUCUCUUAUUUAUAUAUAUAUAUACACACAUACACACACACACACACACACACACACACACAAACACAUGCAUAUAUAUAUAUAUACAUACAGCUAUAUAAAAAUUUAAUAGCAUUAUCAAGAAUUUGCAGGAACAGCCCCAGCUUCCCUCUCUAUCAAAAUUAGGGGAUCCAAUCUCCAGAAACCCUCAUGGCUCUGCACUCCAGCAUGAUAAAAGUACAGCACUGGGCAUCAAAGCCCUGCUGGGGCUGGAUUUUUAGGAAGAGCAGAAUUAGGAAUCAAAUCAGAAAAUUUACUUCUCCCCUCUGGAUAAAAUUGUGUGUUCAUGUAUAAAAAACUUUAAAAACAUUUGUUGUAAGUCACAUCUUAGAUGGAUCUGAUUAGCAAAUCAUUUAAUGAUUGAUAUUUGUUCUGCUGUGUUGAUGUUACACAAAUUCCAGUGAGUAGCUCUUUUCCUGGGAACUGCUUCCAUUGGCUAAAUGGCUUCAAUCCAGUGCACGAGAGGUUUUCAUCAAAGUUUUCAGGCCAAUAUUAUUUUUGACAUGAAAACAAAUAGUAGCACAAUCUUUCUAUAUAUAUAUAUUUAAAAAAAAAAAAAAAAGGUGGGAUUUUUAAGCAGUGAUUCCACGUUUUUUAAAGAAAAGUUAGAAUAAAAUUCACUACUCCUUGAGCUUUCGAGAGGAAACCUCAGCAUCGUUUUUCACAGCCAUGAUUUUGCAGAUGAGAAGUGUAUUUAGGUUAUUUUGCUUACCUGUAAGAACAGAUAGACAGAAAGGGAAUUCUUCAUGCAGAAUUCCCUUUGUUUGCCAAUGGAUCACACCCUCAGCUGCAUCUCUGUCAGUGUUUAUGACAAAAAAUAAAGGUACAAACCACGCUGGAGUAGCAGGACAUGUUUACAUUGCAGCUCUGGAUCUCUCCUGUCAAAUCUCAAGCGAUCUGCACUGAUUUGUUCUGUUUUCAGGCAGGAGCCCCUCGGGGGGUUUGAGCCAAAGCAUUCUGUCUGUUCAUUUUUUUUAUUAUUAUGGUUCUGACUUUAAACAAGAGACUUUGUAAUUUCAUGAGAAAAAGAUCAAAGCAAAUGUGGUGUCACCAUCACAAUGUUACUUUUUUUGGGAGCUAAAUGUUAGUGUGCAUUGAUUAAAGUUUAGAGAAAUGUGUUGUACUGUAGUUGCUGUUUGUACCACGCAGAUGUGCACGUACGGUUUGAAAAGAUAUUUUCAUUUUACAUGAAAUACAACUUUGCUAAUAAAAGUUUGACUUGAUGUAAUCUUCAAAAGC
Messenger RNA from Lonchura striata (white-rumped munia), 8704 nucleotides. RefSeq names its product cell adhesion molecule L1 like (gene CHL1). The record is from RefSeq and is a predicted model, not a curated record. Gene Ontology annotation, biological process: axon guidance; brain development; cell-cell adhesion. Gene Ontology annotation, cellular component: axon; plasma membrane. Gene Ontology annotation, molecular function: cell-cell adhesion mediator activity. NCBI's taxonomy places the organism in Eukaryota, Metazoa, Chordata, Aves, Passeriformes, Estrildidae.